AUGCGCGGCGAGCACGCGAUCAAAGGGUUGCGCCGGGAGGCGAGCAUGUACACGGGCCCGCUGCGGAAACUCCAGGGCAAGGUCGUCCCAGUCUUCUACGGAUUCUUCACCGGGAACGUUGAGGGUGUCGAUAUCGGGUGCAUCGUGCUCGAGUGGUGCGAGGACUGGGAGCUGACGCACAAGCCGCCUCCGAAGGAGGAGAUGAAUGAGCGAUUGAAGGCGGUGCGGGAGCUACACGCAGCGGGUGUCAAGCACGGGAAGUUGUACAAGACGCGCGAUUCGGUCGGUCCCUUCGACAGUCGACACUUCCUGCACGACAAACAUGGGGCUACGCGCAUCGUGGGCUUCCAGCACGCGUCAAUGCACAAAUGCGCGGGGGGCCUUGGCAAGCAUGACGACGUGAAAGCUUGCUUAGACGACAAGUGCAGAGAGCUGUGUUAUGUCGAGGUGCAUUGGCGGAGGGCGUGCGGAGUGGCCCCGGAGGCUCGGUGGCAGCCCUUUUAG
This is a messenger RNA of Trametes versicolor FP-101664 SS1, 504 nucleotides long. RefSeq lists its product as uncharacterized. The coding region runs from base 1 to 504 and encodes 167 amino acids. The record is from RefSeq and is a predicted model, not a curated record. NCBI's taxonomy places the organism in Eukaryota, Fungi, Basidiomycota, Agaricomycetes, Polyporales, Polyporaceae. The transcript has 2 exons.